Molecule: messenger RNA, 702 nt
Organism: Achroia grisella
Lineage: Eukaryota; Metazoa; Arthropoda; Insecta; Lepidoptera; Pyralidae
Exons: 2
Coding region: 1-702 (233 amino acids)
Source: RefSeq, a predicted model, not a curated record
AUGUAUAGUACCGUAGUACACCAGAAACGGCCCACCGCACACGUCAAGGAGGAGUGUUUGGAGUUGCGGCCGACGUUGAGUACAGUAAACGGCGAGGAGAUUACGAGAGAGGACGAUUUAGAUAUUGGUACCGACACUAAACGACAGAUAGUUCCAGAGUACGACGCCGUACAGAAACAGUCGCCGGAACAAGAUGUCAGUUGGUAUGAAGCUCAUACAGCUGCAGUUGUGAAGACGGAGCCUGUUGAUGUAACUGAGGCGUCCACAGAAACGUGUCCAGUGCUUUCUGGCAGGAUGAAUGAUAACCUUCUACAACUUUAUGAGGAGCACGAGAUAAAGACUGAUUUGGUUAUAGGACCCACUGCUGUACAAGAGACAGCAUCUGUAACUAGCACACAUUCAAUGAAUUAUUGUGCGUGUGUGUUACAUAAUGGAGAUGAUGUGAAUAAAUCUGUACAUGGGGAAACAAGAGUAGUGUUGGAUAAAGUGUAUGAAUGUGAUGUAUGCAAAGAGACAUUGUUAACAUGUUAUGUUAGACUAGAACGACACGUGGCAGCUCACACUCAGCCGGCACCACACUUGUCUAAAGAUUAUAGGGAGACUCACACUCCUGAAUCUCAGUUAAAUACUGAUGCAGUGCCUCAAUCUUGUGAAAAUAAAUAUAGUUGUGACCUGUGUAAAAAAUGUUUUUCGUCACAUUGA